This is a messenger RNA of Liolophura sinensis, 2275 nucleotides long. Its product is annotated as derlin-1-like. The transcript is spliced from 8 exons. The coding region runs from base 139 to 894 and encodes 251 amino acids. Lineage: Eukaryota; Metazoa; Mollusca; Polyplacophora; Chitonida; Chitonidae. The record is from RefSeq and is a predicted model, not a curated record.
AUGAAAGGACACGUCAGGCUGUAACAGCGGUCGAAUUUGUAACAAUACGUGUCUAAAUAGCGCCCUUAUCUGGGCUACUUACUCUUUAGAAGUGUUUGGAUUCUUGGAAACCUCUAGUGGUCUGUUUAAAAACUGACAAUGGCGUCGAAUGACUUGGGAGACUGGUACAGGAGCAUUCCUCGAAUCACCAAGUAUUGGUUCACUGGCUCAAUCGUCCUGCCUAUCAUUGGAAGAAUUGGACUGGUGCAUCCUAUGUGGAUGAUUUUGGAUUUUUCAUCAACCUUUUACAAAUGCCAGAUCUGGAGACCUUUAACAGCAGUACUAUUUUAUCCCAUAGCUGGGCCAAGUGGUUUCCAUUAUUUGAUUAACUUGUAUUUUCUGUACUCAUAUUCAACAAGAUUAGAAACAGGUGUAUUUGAUGGCAGACCAGCAGAUUAUAUGUUUAUGAUGAUAUUUAACUGGCUGUGCCUUGUUAUAGUUGGAUUCGCAAUGAACUUAAUGUUAUUGAUGGAUCCUAUGAUACUGAGUGUAUUAUAUGUGUGGUGUCAACUCAACAGAGAUGAAAUCGUGUCAUUCUGGUUUGGUACAAGGUUUAAGGCCAUGUAUCUGCCCUGGGUUUUGCUGGCAUUCAAUAUGAUCAUUGGACAAGGUGGGCUGUUUGAGCUGAUCGGAAUUCUGGUGGGCCACUUGUACUUCUUCCUCAUGUUCAAGUAUCCACAAGACUUUGGGGGAACCAGGUUGCUUCAUACACCAUCAUUUCUAUACAAUUGGUUACCGAAUCGCCAGGGAGGUGUGUCUGGGUUUGGAAUGGCACCAUCAAACAGGAUGAGACGGGACAAUGAUGGUGGGGCGCGUCACCGCUGGGGGCAAGGCAAUCAGCUGGGCGGUAACUGACAUGGUUACAUAUCGAGUAGGAGUGAUGGAAGGAAGGAAUGAUGUUCAAUGACAUACACACAGCCAGCUGCAGUACUCCAUCAGCGUUAGAGUGUUGGAGGCAUCUUGUCAUGCAGUUCUUGUGCGAUAUAAAGAUCAUUGUCAAUAAGUGUUUUAAUGACUGAAUUAAUGGCUUAAUAAGAAGCAUAAUCUCUAAAACAGUUUUGAACAACUGGCUUAAGUAUGGUGUUACAGCUGUAAGACAGAGCAUGUAUUGAAAGACAAAUGCUUAAAAAUAUGUUUCUUGUGCAUGAACUGCCCCUUCAAAGAAGGGCCCUACAGUAAACAUUUUAUUGAACUUUGAUGGAAUUUCAUGUUUCUUAUUUUUCUCUCUAUGUUAUUUUCUAUGAAAUCCCUACAUGUAUCUUAGCUGGCAUAAAGAAGAGAAAAACACACCCCAUCAGACAUCAUAUAACCCUAUAAUAUGUACAUGUUAUAGCAGGAUUAUCUGUAGUCUAUGAACUGUAAUACAGCUACAGCAAAAAUUUGCAGCAGCCAUUUUCAUAACACCAAUAUAUGCAACCAGUGAAGAAUUUGUGCCCAAUAUAAUCAUUAUUGUACAUGUGCAUGUGAUACUGUCACGGUCUUUGAUUUUAGGAAUUUAAUUCCUUGUUUAUAGCAGUUCACAAAAUUAACAAAUCAUUAAUUUCAGGGUGAGUGUACUGUGAUUGAAUUAUAUUUGUAAGUAAAUUUCACAUAUGCAUGUUCCAUCACGUGCAUUCAAUUUAUUUUUGAAACUUCGGGGGCAACAGUUGUAUAUGGGUUUUUAGCUCGAAUUGAAAUAUACUGUGCAGUACAUUAUCAUCACUCAUUGCAGGUCUCUGAAAAUGAAGAAUAAUCGAAAGGGUUUUCUGUUCAUUUUAGUGUCAUUCAUUAAUUGGGAUUGUAAUAUAUUUAUUUUGAUUAGCUGGAAGAUUUGGAAGAUUGUCUCUUAUCGGUUCGUGUAACAUAAAGAUUGUCCUAUUUUGUUUGUUACAACGUUUUUCAGUGUAUGAUAUGGUGUAUUUAUGUAACUACAUAAUUGCCAUAUAUGUUAUAUCUAUAUCAUUUGUGUUUGCUGCACAGUGUAAAUUUCUGUGACCUUACAUUAUAAUACAUCAUUCUAAUACAAAGUAACAAAAUUAAGUGGUUGAGACAGAAGUUUUUGCUGUUGUUGAACUUUAAAAUACAUGCAGUUUCAAGUAUCUUAAGAACCAGUUAUAUUAGAAUGUUGAUUGGUACAUGUACUUUCUUUAGUUUAGUAGAAAGGUAUGUACCUGUAAUUAACAGACAGUGCUGGAGUCUGAGGUUUUGAACAGUUUCAUUUUUAGAGAAUAAUCAAGAUGCAGUGACAUAGACUUAA